AUGUCAAAUCAUGUAGAUCUUCAGGCUCCAAGACCAAAGUUAUGGGGUUCUUGUCGUUUGUCCAUAGCAUUUUGUGUUUUUUUGGCUGCGGUUCAGAUGGCCAUGCUCAGAGAUAAUCUUGGAAUAGCGUUGCUAUGCAUGUCUAAACCUGUUGGGAAUUUAACGUGUGAACUAAACGAAGCAAUUGUGCCCACACUGCCGUGGGUAGAUAGCAAACGGAAUUGCGAGUUCGAAUGGGACUCUGCGACCCGUGGGCGUAUUUUGGGCUCGUUCCUGUACGGAUAUGUAUUGACGACAAUGGUGGGUGGCAUAAUUUCAAACAGUUACGGUGCCAAACUUCCGUUCAUGGUCGCAGGGUAUGGAAAUAUCAUCGUUCAUUUGUUGUGCCCGUUAGCUGCGCAGGUGCAUACGGAAUUGUUUUUUGCAUGCCGUCUUGUUCAAGGGAUUUUUGCGGGGUUGAUGGCUGGUCCGUUUUUCCAGUUGUUCAGCGCCUGGAUGUCCGACGACGAAGCAUCAACUCUGCUCAGUUUCGGCUUCAGCGGUUACUCGUUCGGGACUAUUAUAAUUUAUCCGAUGAGUGGUGCAUUGUGCAGUUCUAAUAUUUAUGGAUUUGGUGGAUGGUCACUAAUCUUUUACGUACCAGCGACCAUAUCUAUUUUGUUUAUAUUAUAUUGGCACCUAUAUUUGUACGACGUACCCGACAAUCACCCAAAAAUAUCUCCAGAAGAAUAUGAAUAUCUAUUACAAAACGUCGGUAUAUCCGAAGAGCCGCUAGUAAUACCGUGGUUGUCCAUAUUCACAUCAUUGCCGUUUAUCGCAUAUAUGGCGUGUUACUCGGCAUUUUUGUGGAACAUUUUCACCAUGAUGAAUAACAUGCCGAUGUUUAUGCAAACCAUGUUGAAUAUCCAAACCAACGAAAGUGGAUAUUUGUAUUGUAUACCAUUUAUCUUGAUGUUUUUAUCGCGAAAUUUUAACGCUACAACAUAUCCAAUAGUUAGAAACUAUUCUGGACUGUCUAAUACCGUGUGCCGCAAACUAUACUGCUGUUUUGGGUGUUUAAUGGUUAUUACAUCACUAUUGAGCAUAAUUUUUGAAGAACACGUCACCAAAUGGCAUGUCGUUGCCGCAAUAUCAAUAAAUUUGGCUUUAGGCGAUUUUGCUUACAGCGGAGGUUUCUUUCCGACACUCCUAGAUUUAGCUCCAAAUUAUGCAGGUUUGCUGUCUGGUGUGUCAACGUUUAUCGCAUUCGUAACUGCCUGUCCAUCAACUUACAUCAACAGCAUCAUUAUUAAACAAAACACCAAGGAAGAAUGGAACACUGUUUUAUGGAUAAUUGUAUCCUUCUUUACCUUCAUAAUGUUUUUUUAUUUAAUAUUUGGAUCGGCAAAAUUGCAAUUCUGGUCGGUUGGGAAACUAGAAGUUCCUGAAAGAGGAACAUUCCGGUCAACAAUAAUAUUUAACGCAUCCAGAAACAUGUCAACAAUACGUCCUUCACAUAUGUUUUAA
Molecule: messenger RNA, 1506 nt
Organism: Rhopalosiphum maidis (corn leaf aphid)
Lineage: Eukaryota; Metazoa; Arthropoda; Insecta; Hemiptera; Aphididae
Product: sialin-like
Exons: 9
Coding region: 1-1506 (501 amino acids)
Biological process (GO): transmembrane transport; monoatomic anion transport
Cellular component (GO): plasma membrane
Molecular function (GO): transmembrane transporter activity
Source: RefSeq, a predicted model, not a curated record